AUGCUAGAUGUGGAGGAGGAGUUUGAAAUUCUAAAAGCAAUUUACCCAGAAAUCGAGCUGGACUCUUCAGCCAAAUCGGGACGGCUCGUGAUUCCGGUUGUGUUAGAUAAGGAGCUGGAGAUCUGUCUGGAAAACAGCGCUCAGGCGCAGCUAAUCUCUAAUCUUAGCCCCAUAGAGCUUUGUUUCACGCUCCGAGAUAAGUAUCCACAGGAAGAGCCUCCACAUGUGGAGCUCCGUGGUGCUCAGUGGAUAGUUCCUAGUAACAAGGAUGCAAUAGUGGCCUCUUUGAUAGGCCUGUGGCAGGAUUAUCGCGAGGUUGUGCUCUUUUCCAUUAUCGAUUACCUAAAAGAGCGCAGCCGUGAUGCUUUCGGAGUGAUUGAUUUUUCGCAGCCCUUGGUGCUUGACAAGAAGACGUACGAGCAAUAUCUGGAGGCCGAUUUGCAGGCAAAACGAAACCAGUUCAACCUGUCAACCUUUAUGUGCGAGAUAUGUCAGAACGACAAGAAAGGCCUUGCGGUACAAAGAUUUGAUCCGUGUGGCCAUAUUUAUUGCAACGAGUGUCUGAGGGAAUAUUUUACCUCCAAUAUACUUCGUGGAGAGCUCGACAAUAUCCAUUGUCCGUCUUUUGAUUGCACAAAAGCAUAUGUGGAGACGAACGACCGCUUGUCGCGAGGCUUAGUGGACCAAGAUAUGAAGCAAUUCGAAAAGGAAUUCUUUGAGGUCCCGCUGACAAAAGAGUUUCUCAACAGAAUAGUCGACCCAGAACUGACGGAGAGGUAUUGGAAGCUCAACACAACAUACAAAUUUGAAAAAUAUAGACGAUUGUUCCCUUUCAGAGUAGCACAGUGUCCUCGUAGACAUUGUGCAAAAUAUUUUCUUCGCAAAGACGAGAACGACUUACUCUCGAUCUGUCCUGAUUGCAAAAUGGCAUUUUGCUUUGGGUGUCUACAUUCGUGGCAUGGCGACCUCAAUAGUUGCAGAAACUAUCUUGGAGAGAAGAUCCCAUUGGAAGAUAUUCAGCUCUGGCUCGAGCAUGAUCCAGAUUCCCAGGUGCGCAAUAAUUUGGCUUUCAAAUACGGCAGAAAAGCGAUUGUCUUUGCUGUCGAGGAGCAUCUUUCAGACAUGAUGUUUGAAGAGCUUAUUGAGUCAGGAGAGGCAGGGAUUGUCCGCUGUCCAUCCUGCUCCCUGCUCAUUCAGCGCUCCGAUGGUUGCAAUAAAAUGACAUGCUCCCGGUGCCGAACCUACUUCUGCAAUUUGUGCGGUGAGACAUUGUCAAGGACAGAUCCCUAUUUUCAUUACAAUAACCCUAUGAACGAAUGUUUCAGACGACUUUUCGACGGACUAGUUCAGGAAUCAUAG
This is a messenger RNA of Ogataea angusta, 1359 nucleotides long. RefSeq lists its product as uncharacterized. The record is from RefSeq and is a predicted model, not a curated record. Gene Ontology annotation, biological process: protein polyubiquitination; ubiquitin-dependent protein catabolic process; positive regulation of proteasomal ubiquitin-dependent protein catabolic process. Gene Ontology annotation, molecular function: ubiquitin conjugating enzyme binding; zinc ion binding; ubiquitin protein ligase activity. Gene Ontology annotation, cellular component: cytoplasm; ubiquitin ligase complex. The transcript has a single exon. Lineage: Eukaryota; Fungi; Ascomycota; Pichiomycetes; Pichiales; Pichiaceae. The coding region runs from base 1 to 1359 and encodes 452 amino acids.